Messenger RNA from Psammomys obesus (fat sand rat), 2774 nucleotides. It is a transcript of the gene Trpv2, whose product is annotated as transient receptor potential cation channel subfamily V member 2. Bases 409 to 2679 code for a protein of 756 amino acids. Gene Ontology annotation, cellular component: membrane. NCBI's taxonomy places the organism in Eukaryota, Metazoa, Chordata, Mammalia, Rodentia, Muridae. The record is from RefSeq and is a predicted model, not a curated record. Gene Ontology annotation, biological process: calcium ion import across plasma membrane. Gene Ontology annotation, molecular function: calcium channel activity; protein binding. The transcript is spliced from 16 exons.
GGCAUUUAAACCCGCACUGCCCACUGUGCGAACAGGUAGAAGGUGGACGCCACAGAGAGAGCUCGUAACCGGCUGCGGAGGUUCCUGCAACCCCAUUGCUGUCAGCUUCGAGCCUCGCCCCUCCCUGCUGCACUUCCUCUCUGUCUCUGCUGCUGAGAGCCCCGCUAGGCUCCGUGAUCCUGGCCCCCAGUCCGCCGCCGCUACGUCUUGGCUUCAGCCUGCAGGGCAAGACAGAGGCUCCCCAGCUCUCACUAGGUCCCAGCCCCAGACACGUGAUGGAGGCCGAGGUGCAGCUUCCGAUGAGGGUCCCGGACAGAGCUACCCGACCGGGGCAUGAGGGAGAGGGGAGCCUUGACAUCUCCAUCUCCACAGACAUCCCAGCUGUAAGGGGCAUCCUCCUCUCUCAGGAUGACGUCACCCUCCAGCCCCCCAGCUUUUAGGCUGGAGACAUCAGAUGGAGACCAAGAAGGCAGUGCUGAGGUGAACAAAGGAAAGCAUGAGCCGCCCCCCAUGGAGUCACCGUUCCAGGGCGAGGACCGGAAUUUCUCCCCUCAGAUCAAAGUGAAUCUCAACUACCGGAAGGGACUAGGUCCCAGCCAGCAGGACCCAAACCGAUUUGACCGUGACCGACUCUUCAGUGUGGUCUCCCGGGGCGUCCCGGAGGAGCUGGCUGGAUUGCCGGAAUACCUAAGCCGGACCAGCAAGUACCUCACUGACUCAUCAUACACAGAGGGCUCCACUGGAAAGACGUGCCUGAUGAAGGCUGUGCUGAACCUUCAGGACGGGGUCAACGCCUGCAUCCUGCCGCUGCUGCAGAUUGACAGGGAAUCCGGCAACCCUCAGCCCCUGGUCAACGCCCAGUGCUCGGAUGAGUUCUACCGCGGCCACAGCGCGCUGCAUAUCGCCAUAGAAAAGCGGAGCCUCAAGUGCGUGAAGCUGCUGGUAGAGAAUGGAGCAAACGUUCACGCCCGCGCCUGUGGCCGCUUCUUCCAGAAGCACCAAGGAACUUGUUUCUAUUUUGGCGAGCUCCCCCUCUCCCUGGCUGCGUGUACCAAGCAGUGGGAUGUGGUGAGCUACCUCCUGGAGAACCCACACCAGCCUGCCAGCCUGAAGGCCACGGACUCCCUGGGCAACACCGUGCUCCACGCUCUGGUAAUGAUUGCGGACAACUCUCCUGAGAACAGCGCGCUGGUAAUCCACAUGUAUGACGGGCUUCUCCAGGUGGGCGCCCGUCUCUGCCCUGAUGUGCAGCUGGAGGAGAUCUGCAACCAUCAAGGCCUCACACCCCUGAAGCUAGCCGCCAAGGAAGGCAAAAUUGAGAUUUUCAGGCACAUUCUGCAGCGGGAAUUCUCAGGGCUGUACCAGCCCCUUUCGAGAAAGUUCACCGAGUGGUGCUACGGUCCUGUCCGGGUAUCACUCUAUGACCUGUCCUCCGUGGAUAGCUGGGAGAAGAACUCAGUGCUGGAAAUCAUCGCCUUUCAUUGCAGGAGUCCGCACCGGCACCACAUGGUGGUCUUAGAGCCACUGAACAAGCUUCUGCAGGAGAAGUGGGAUCGGCUCAUCCCGAGAUUCUUCUUCAACUUCGCCUGUUACUUGUUCUACAUGAUCAUCUUCACCAUUGUUGCCUACCACCAGCCUUCCCUGGACAAGCCAGCCAUUCCCUCAUCAAAAGCGACCUUUGGGGAAUCCAUGCUGCUGCUGGGCCACAUCCUGAUUCUGCUUGGGGGCAUUUACCUCUUACUGAGCCAGCUGUGGUACUUUUGGCGCCGUCGCCUGUUCAUCUGGAUCUCAUUCAUGGACAGCUACUUUGAAAUCCUCUUCCUUGUCCAGGCUCUGCUCACGGUGCUGUCCCAGGUGAUGCGGUUUGUAGAGAGCGAAUGGUACCUCCCCCUGCUAGUGUCAUCCCUGGUGCUGGGCUGGCUGGACCUGCUUUACUACACGCGUGGCUUCCAGCACACGGGCAUCUACAGCGUCAUGAUCCAGAAGGUCAUUCUACGAGACCUUCUCCGCUUCCUGCUGGUCUACUUAGUCUUCCUUUUCGGCUUUGCUGUAGCCCUAGUGAGCUUGAGCAGGGAAGCCCAAAGCCCCAGAGCCCCGGAAGACAGCAAUGCCACCAUGACAGAACAGCCCAUGCUGGGCCAGGAGAAGGAGGAGGUCCCAUAUGGGGGCAUUCUGGACGCCUCCCUGGAACUCUUCAAGUUCACCAUUGGUAUGGGUGAGCUGGCCUUCCAGGAACAGCUGCGCUUCCGAGGGGUGGUGCUGCUGUUAUUGUUGGCCUACGUCCUCCUCACCUAUGUCCUGCUGCUCAACAUGCUCAUUGCCCUCAUGAGCGAGACCGUCAACAGCGUCGCCACAGACAGCUGGAGCAUCUGGAAGCUGCAGAAAGCCAUCUCUGUCUUGGAGAUGGAGAAUGGUUACUGGUGGUGCAGGAGAAAGAGGCAUCGCGCAGGGAGGCUGCUGAAAGUUGGCACCAGGUGGGACGGUGUCCCUGAUGAGCGCUGGUGCUUCAGGGUGGAGGAAGUGAACUGGUCUGCAUGGGAGAAAACGCUUCCCACCUUGUCUGAGGAUCCGUCAGGGGCUGGCAUCGCUGGAAAUCAAAAGAACCCAACUUCUAAACCUGGGAAGGACUGUGCCUCAGAGGAAGACCAUGUGCCCCUCCAGGUCCUCCAGUCCCCCUGAUGGCCGAGACAGCAGGCUGGUGGGGGAUGGCAGGGAAUCGUUCCAGCCAUGCCCGAAGCUACUGAAUUUUGGUGGAAAUAUAUUUUUUUGCAUAA